This is a messenger RNA of Pelagomonas calceolata, 1644 nucleotides long. NCBI's taxonomy places the organism in Eukaryota, Pelagophyceae, Pelagomonadales, Pelagomonadaceae. The record is from the annotation of a GenBank genome assembly.
CCGCUGGCUUGGGCCUCGGCGCGCGCACACGGCUCACGAACGCAUCUUUUAUUGGGCGUGAGGCAAAACAGUCACAAUCUCGCAGCAAUAGCACGCGCAGCGAGCUCGCUGCUCCGGCCAAAACACACAACACAGAGACAAAAGAGCCAUGUCAGGACACGUCGAAGCAGCAGCCGACCGGCUCCAGGCCUUGGGAGCGUUCGAUAAGUCCGCUGUCGACGCCGCGGAAUUGAGCGGCCAAGAGAUCGCGCGCGUGCUCGUGCGGCUGGGUUUAGGAGCGCCGGAGCUCGCCGUCAAGCUGACGAACGGGGCCUGCGCCGCGAACUACCGCUGCGUUUUACGAGAUGGGCCGCCCGUGGUCCUCAAAGCGUGCGUCGGCGACGACUGCCGCGAACUCGCCGACGUGCAGCUCGACGUGCUGUCGAGACUGGCGAAGGCCUCGCCCGGCGUCGCGCCGGCGCUGCGGUCGCUGAACGCGGUCGACUGCACGACGACGACGGGGCGCCCGGCCUGCGCCGUGGCCAUGGCGCUCGCGCCGGGCCGGGCCUGCAACCUGCUGGUGGACGACGGCGAGCUGCCCGAGAGUGCCGCCUGCGAAUUGGUGGGAGCCGCGCUCGCCGCUGUGCAUGCGUCGCCGGUCGACGACGACGACGACCUGCCCGCGAUCGAGGGCGACGGCUGGAUCGAGCGCUACGCCCGGUGCGCGGCGCCGCUCGACGUGUACGUCGGCGCGGGUCGGCCGUGGGAGCCCGCGGAGCCGACGGGCUUCGUGCGGUGGGCGCUCGUCGACGGCGGGCGCCUGGAGCGCUGCCGCCAGGCGCUCCGGGACGCGUCGGCGAAGCUGCCAGCCGGCGUGCUCCACGGGGACCCGUAUCCGGACAACCUGUUGCACUCCAUGGCGACCGGGAUCUCUACGUUCGUGGAUUGGGAGGACGUCGGGCGCGGCCCGCUGGUCUUCGACGUCGCGUCGGCGGCGGUUGGGGCCUGUUUCCUCCACGAUUCCGUCGUAGAUUCCGUGCGGCUCGCGUCGAGCACGCCCCAGCGCGCGGCGCUCAAGGUCGAGUGCCUGCCUGUGUGGAAAUCAAAAUUUUACGGCGCGUUCGUGCUGGAUCGCCGCGUCAUCCUCCACGCCAUCGACGCGACGCCUGCUCGAUGGCGUGGUGAUGCCGGUUCCUCACCGCUCGACCGAUCCAGCACGGCCGCGUCAUCGCGGAGAAAUGACUUAGUGAAGAAUUGUCGGGUGCACCCGACGCACUGGUUGAUUUCCACACAGGUGCCUGCGCAAGAUGCUGGUGGCCUACUCGCGCGGGCGCCGGCGGGCAGUGCUGCUAGAGAGCCUCUCGCCCGAGGGUGGCCGGCCGCGGUCAGCCUCGGUUUGCCUCGGCUUCACGAAGGCCGAGGCGGCGGCGCUCCCGGGCCUGAUGGAGGCGAACGCCUACGCGUGCGCGCUCUACCGCUUCUACGCGUUCCAUGUCGCCGAUCCGGGCGCCCCGCGCGGGGCGAAGCGCUCCUACCGCGAGAUGCAGGCCGUCUGCCUAGCGCUCAACGAUGAAGAAGUGGUCGCUCAAAUCCGCGAAGCGGCCGACGCCGCCGUGGGCAUCGACGGGAGCGCCGAGUGAUCUAUGUCUCUAAGCUGACUUUGUG